Molecule: messenger RNA, 902 nt
Organism: Maniola jurtina (meadow brown)
Lineage: Eukaryota; Metazoa; Arthropoda; Insecta; Lepidoptera; Nymphalidae
Exons: 2
Coding region: 366-902 (178 amino acids)
Source: RefSeq, a predicted model, not a curated record
UCGCUCAGUACCGCAGCACGCCAGCGCACGCCUCCGAUGAAAGUACUGGAACACUUACGACUUUCUAUCAACUUUGGUGAAUGUUUCCAUUGGUGAAUAGAACCCUACAUUAGUUGGAAGUAUAAUAUCAUCGGAAUAAAUUGUCGUUGUUUUUGAUCUUUACGGUGAAAUUGGUGAUAUCAAAACGAAAUUGAUAAGAACUUUAUAGAAACGAAAGUGUUGUGUUGAUCGUGAUCAGAUUGAGGUCUUAAUCUUUGUGACAAAUCGUGACGAUAAAAGAAUAGUUUGACAUCGUUCACCUUGUACACAACCAUGGAUUUAAGGAAUCAUAUCUUCGGAAGAAGGUCGCGAUCGCAAGCGGCAUCAUGGGUCAAGAGCAAUCGUACCUCGGUCAUGCCAGUGUUGCACCAGUAAAAAAAUAUCAAGACAAAUACGAAGAUCCCAUACAGUACAGAGCUUCAUCUAUCGAUUACCGAACGAGCGACUACGAAAUAAAAGAUUAUAGACGCCAUAAAGUUAGACGAAGUGCAGACAGCUUUAAAAGUGAUAAUUCUUCAACGGAAAGCAGUGGAUAUCGAAGCGGUUCAAGUGGCUACGAAUGCCGCUCGGAGAGAUCUUCUAAUUGCGAUUAUUAUUGCACAUCUCUUUACAAGAACGGCCAUUAUAAAGCUAUAAAUAAGGAACUUUACAAACCUGUCAAAAUACCUAAAGAAAAACGGCUCAAACAAUUGAACGACGAGAAAGAGGAAAUAAAGAGCGCUAGGUUAAAAAGUUACCUAAGCGACGCAGAGAAAGCUAAACUUAGGUCAGAACCGUCGCCAAAAAAAGCUGGCAUAAGAAAUUACACUCCUAAAAUAAUAUCGUCUGAGGAGCAGAGAAAAAAGUUAGAGAAUUGGAUAUAG